Lecanosticta acicola is the source of this 981-nucleotide messenger RNA. The record is from the annotation of a GenBank genome assembly. Lineage: Eukaryota; Fungi; Ascomycota; Dothideomycetes; Mycosphaerellales; Mycosphaerellaceae.
AUGCCGAAACGCAAGAAUCCCGUAAAAGCAAAAGCAAAAGACCAAGAACAAGACCAAGAACAAAACGACUUCACCGCCGACAAUCCCAACCAUUCUGGUCUGAAAGAUCCCACACUCGACUCUGACAUUUCCGUCUCCGCCAACAACAAUAAGCAAGACACAGAAGACGCUGAGGAGGAGGAGAAUUUUUCGCAUUUCACGAUCCCGUUCGACGGGAAGCAACAGAUUGUCUGCGAGAGACGUGGCGGCGGUCGCGAGACGAAGGAUUGGGAUCAUGAGUUUCCAUCUCUCAUCUUCACGCACGGCGCCGGUGGAGGAAUCGCGAACGCGGCGACGAGGGAUUUCGCCGUGGGGUUUGCGAGGGUGGGGAUGGGGGAUGUGGUGUGUUACCAGGGGACGAUGAAUUUACGCCAUCGGGUGAGGGGGUUUGAAGCCGUGAUUGAAAACUGCUUGGAGGGGAGGGAGGGGACGGGGAAGAAAGUGGCGAUCGGGGGACGGAGUAUGGGUGCUCGCGCGGCGGUGUUGACGGCGUUGGGGGAGAAGAAGAGGGAAGCCGUGGAGGCUUUGAUCUUGGUCUCGUGGCCUUUGUUGACGGGCAAGGGGGAGCGGGAACUGGAGCGGAGAGAGCAGAUCCUGCUGGAUCUUCCGGAGGAGAUGGAUGUUCUGUUUAUUCUGGGGUCGGAGGAUAGGCAGUGUCCUCUGGAGCAGUUUAUGGAAGUGAGGCAGAAGAUGAGGGCGAGGAGUUGGGUGGUGGAGGUUAAAGGUGCGGAUCAUGGGAUGAGUGUGAAGCGGAAGGAAGGUGUGCAGGCCGUUAGGCGGGAGACUGGAGCGUUGGCUGCGAGGUGGUUGAGUGCGAGGAAAGAGCGCAGUUUGGGGGAGUAUUGCGAGAUCGAGUUUGAUGGAGAUGAGGGCGAGGUAAGGGUCGAUGGGUGGGAGAAGGAGACGGGCGGACGGCAGAAGAAGGCACGGAAAAUUGAAUGA